UCUUUUAUUGUAAUUGAAUAAAUGGUUACACGAUGAACGCUGGUGAUCCUACUUGUGUAUCGCAGCACUUUGUAAAUAAAUUAAACAUAAGAUCAUUUGGAAAUUGUGUAAAACUUAAUAUUUUGAAGACUGAAGACGAUACAGCUUUCCUGCAUCAAGUUUUACGAGACGACCAGUUGAUAAGAGAAACACCAAAGGACUUGUUAGCUAUUCUGAAUAGUUUAAAGAAGAAUUUGUACAACACUUCCAAACUAGACUUCAGGAACUUUUUUUCUAAAAUAACUCAAGAUGAGGGUUUGUCACCGGUUAAAAAGGAAGAAAUUUUCAACUGCUGCUCAAAUGCUUUGUAUCAAAUUCUACCCAAAGCUUUAUUAGAAAGUAAUCAUAAUGCGAAAAUAUUUAGAAAACUUGUGAAAACUGUCGUUUUUAGCAUGAAGAGACAACAUAUAAUAGCUUCAAGGAUGGUGGAAAACUGGGAUUUCACUGUAAGCCCUUGGAAUACAUUAUCAAGUGAUAAAAUGCGAAAUAUUCUGAACAACAUAUUAUAUUGGAUACUGAAAUAUAUACUGUCACCAAUGCUGUGCUUAAACUUUUACAUCACAAGUUGUAAAUUUGAUGCUGAUGAAAAUAAACUGUAUUUCUUUUGGAAAAGUCAAUGGCAAAGUUACUAUGAUAAGCAAAUACUGAAAAUGGUUAAAUUGAAAACUCUUCAGAAAUGUGAUAUUUACUCUUUGGGAAAGAAAUUCAAAAUGAUGUACAGUCUUCAUGACAUACUGAAGUUGAAAGCCAUGAAUAGAGAGAUUCCGAAGUUGCACUUUGUUUUAAAGGGUAACAAAGAUUGCCGGCCAAUAGUUCGGUAUAAGCAGGACAUACACACUCCAGCAGACAGAUACAGAAUGAGAGAAAGAAUGGCCUUAUUAAAAGCACUCACUGGAAAGCCCAAUGAAAGAUUAGAAAGUCAAUACAACACUUUAUACCGAGAAUGGAUCAGACAGAACAAACCUGUACUGUUCUUCGUAAAAACAGACUUAAGCAAUGCCUUUGGUUCCAUAAAUAAAGAAAAACUCAUGAAGAUACUAAAUGAGAGACAUUGCAGUUUCCAGAAUGCUGAAACCAACUUGAAUAUGAAGAAAAAAAUUGCCCAGCAAUAUAAAGAAAUGGUCACAGAGCUCCAUAAGCCUCUCUUAGUCCGAGCAGGCUCCACUAUUUACGAGUGGAGACAGGGUUUGAUCCAGGGCUACAAGUAUUCACCAGCUUUAUCUGAGCUCUACUACACACACCUUGAUGAAACUUAUUUCUCUCAUUUACAAAAAUCAUCAUCACAACUGAGACUCUUCAUCAGAGUAGUUGAUGACUAUUUGUAUAUCACCGACUCUCUUGAAGAUGCAUUUUCGUUUCUCGAAGCUUUGUCAAACUACAGCAAUGUGAACUAUGGGAAAACUAUGAUAAAUUUCUCAUAUCCAGGGAUACCAUCAUGUAGAACAAUUAAUUUCCUUGGAUACAGCUAUGAUACAAAUACCAUGCAAGUGAGUCGAGCUAGCAAUGUGUAUGCAGGACAAAUGUGCUAUAAGAUAUCCUUUUCCACGGCCAUAUGUAACCCUUACAAGUUACUUGAGAACCGUAUAGGCCAGUCUGGGAUACAAAUAAAUGGACACCUGUUCAAUCUGUCUCACAACACAGAGGAGCUGAUUUGGAAGCACAUAUUCACCACAUUUUGCCUGUCUGCUAACAAGUUCUGUACCAUAUUAGCUAUACUGUGUAACCAGAAUGACAUAUUGGACUACCUGCCUCUGUACAAGAAGCGUGUGGUAGUAAAACUUAGCAACUCUAUAUUGGAAACUCUAAAGAAGAAUACACCCGCUGAAAUCAUGUUUGUAUAUUGUAUAAACCACUUGCGAUACUUAGCGUUUAAGGCGUUAAGUCUAUGUGCAAGCAAGACAUCAAAAUGCAGUGUACUAGUUGCACCAGUGAAAGACGAAUUGGCCAAAUGCAAUUGCAUUUUUGGCAAAUGGAGGGAACACUCAAGUAGGAUCGAUUUUGAUGGGAAUUGCAGAAUGAAAGCAAUUCGUGAAGUUUGUAAGAGGGCAGAUCUGAAGAUCAUAAUGAAAACUUUUGAAAUUCUGCCCGAAAGCUUCCAAUGUUACAAACAUAUAGACUGACUUACA
Molecule: messenger RNA, 2165 nt
Organism: Cydia amplana
Lineage: Eukaryota; Metazoa; Arthropoda; Insecta; Lepidoptera; Tortricidae
Gene: Tert
Exons: 1
Coding region: 33-2159 (708 amino acids)
Biological process (GO): telomere maintenance via telomerase
Cellular component (GO): telomerase catalytic core complex
Molecular function (GO): telomerase RNA binding; telomeric repeat DNA binding
Source: RefSeq, a predicted model, not a curated record